This is a messenger RNA of Symbiodinium necroappetens, 924 nucleotides long. NCBI's taxonomy places the organism in Eukaryota, Dinophyceae, Suessiales, Symbiodiniaceae. The record is from the annotation of a GenBank genome assembly.
AUGCUUAGGAACAUGUCGCUGAGAGUGCAAACAGCUGAGCAAGUUCUGCUAGAGCUGCGUCAAGCUCAUUUAGAGAUGAGGAAGCAGCAAGACGAGGUGUUGCGGGGGCGGGGGGGGGGGCAAGUGGGCAAGCUGAAGAGUGAAGGUCUCACAGGCAAACCAGAAGCCCUCUUGUUCAUCCACGGCCAAGCCAUUCUUCCCGACCACGAGUCCACGCAUCGGCGCUGCGCCGAGCCACUCGUGCCGUGGCGCAGCGCGGCGGAGGAGCCUUCCGUGCCGGAAAAGCCAGCGGAAGAAGCAGAGGCUGAGGACGGCACUGCCGAGGGCCAGGUCAGUGAAGAGCAACAGAAGCGUGAAGAGGAAGAGCAGCGAAAGCUCAUCGGCUACAACGAGGCCGCGAAGACCUUCAAGCGCUUCAGGCCUGACUUCAAAUGUGGAAGCCGCGUUCCGCUGCUCCCCGAUGAGGAAGUGGUGGAGUGCGAUCGGCUCAGCGUCACGCCCUGCUGCAGCGCGCCGGCUGCCUUGCAGACUCUCUACCCGGGGGCGGCAGGGUACAGCAUCGAGCUGGCAGCCUCAAAGCUGGGCCCCGGCUUCCCCGGCUUCCAGGCAUAUCACACAUCGGUCAAAGUUGAUGACUUGGAGUAUUCCUUCAGUGGGGACGGCAUAGUGAUUGGCCGUGGCUUGCCCAGCCAUGUCCGCAUGGCCGACAAGCCGCAGGUCCUCUACAUGGGCUUGACCAGGAUUUCUGGGGAGGACUUGAAGGAACAGUUGGGACGCUUCUUUAAGCGAGGUACUUAUGACCUCCUGAGGAAGAACUGCAACUCUUUCACUGAUUGCGCCUUGUUCUUCCUGCUGGACUCGCGACUGGACCCGGGCUAUCGAGGCCUCUUUGGUGUGAUGUGGUUUGCUGACUUACCGGCAUAG